Messenger RNA from Ailuropoda melanoleuca (giant panda), 1452 nucleotides. It is a transcript of the gene NEUROG3, whose product is annotated as neurogenin 3. NCBI's taxonomy places the organism in Eukaryota, Metazoa, Chordata, Mammalia, Carnivora, Ursidae. Gene Ontology annotation, biological process: axon development; positive regulation of transcription by RNA polymerase II; sensory organ development. Gene Ontology annotation, molecular function: E-box binding; protein dimerization activity; DNA-binding transcription factor activity, RNA polymerase II-specific. The record is from RefSeq and is a predicted model, not a curated record. The transcript has 2 exons. Gene Ontology annotation, cellular component: nucleus. The coding region runs from base 598 to 1245 and encodes 215 amino acids.
CCGCGCCUAUAGGCUUCCCAAAGCCCUCUUUGGGGUACCGAAAGAGGGUUUGGACAGAUGCCAAGGAAAGACGGACUAAGAGCAAAGCGGUCUGGGGCAGCCAGACGGGAGCCAGACGAGGCUCUUCUCGCUGGGCGAGGCUCUUUGAGGAACCGAGAGUUGCUGGGACAGAGCCCGCGAAGAGAAAGCAAACAGAGCGGCGCUCCCCUCCCCCGACCCCGGCCCUUUGUCCGGAAUCCAGCUGUGCCCCGCGGGGGAGGAGCGGGCUCGCGUGGCGCGGCCCCCUGCCCCCGACGCUGAUUGGCCGGCGGCGCGGGCCGCAACCAGGCAGGCACGCUCCUGGCCAGGGCCGAGCAGAUAAAGCGUGCCAAGGGGCACACGACUUGAGGCUCGGAAAAUCCGAAUGGUCUGGCAGCCGCUCCAAAGACAGCAACGGUGGCCCGGGACCCCCUCGCGUUUCGCUUCUCUGGGGCUGAGGAAACUUCCAGGCAGCGGCGCCUGCGUCUCAGUUGGGCUUGCUGACGAAGAGGCCAGCUCCUCUCGCCAAUUGCUCUCGCUGCCCCCCUGCUUGCUACCCUUUUGCGCGCGAGAACAAGGAUGGCGCCUCAUCCCCUGGGUGCGCCGACUGUCCAAGUGACCCAGGAGACAGAGCAGCCCUUCCAGGGCGCCUCGGACGACGAAGUGACCUGCGUUGCGUCCGCUCCGCCCAGCCCCGCUCGCGUGCGAGGGAACUGCGCGGAGGAGGAAGGGGGCGGCUGCCGAGGGGCCUCAAGGAAGCUCCGGACGAGGCGCGGGGGGCGCAGCCGUCCCAAGAGUGACUUGGCUCUGAGCAAGCAGCGACGGAGCCGGCGCAAGAAGGCCAAUGACCGCGAGCGCAAUCGAAUGCACAAUCUCAACUCGGCGCUGGACGCGCUUCGCGGCGUCCUGCCCACCUUUCCGGACGAUGCCAAGCUUACCAAGAUCGAGACGCUACGCUUCGCGCACAACUACAUCUGGGCUCUGACUCAGGCGCUGCGCAUAGCAGACCAUAGCCUCUAUGGGCUGGAGCCUCCCGCACCGCCCUGCGAGGAGCUGGGCUGCCAGGACGGCGGCUCCCCGGGAGACUGGGGCUCCCUCUACUCCCCGGUCUCCCAGGAGGGCAGCCUGAGCCCCGCCGCCUCGCUGGAGGAGCGUCACGGGCUGCAGGCGCCAGCCUCCCCUGCGGGUCUGCGCUCCGGCGCCCUAGCUUUUUCAGACUUCCUAUGACGGGGCCUGUCGACCGCUGGGCGGUGGGUGCUUGCGGGGGGAGGCGGAGGCUGUCAGGGACGCCUCGCGGCUGCCGCGGCCCCAGCGCGAACUUGCUCCUCCAGUUUCCGGCUCGCUGACACCCGGUGCGCCCAGGCGCCUAUGAGGGAGACAGGCUGGAUUCAAUCCCCCCGGCUCUCUGCACCGCGCCAACUUCAGCCUUCUGUU